Messenger RNA from Ahaetulla prasina, 1766 nucleotides. It is a transcript of the gene MLF2, whose product is annotated as myeloid leukemia factor 2. Lineage: Eukaryota; Metazoa; Chordata; Lepidosauria; Squamata; Colubridae. The record is from RefSeq and is a predicted model, not a curated record. The coding region runs from base 385 to 1116 and encodes 243 amino acids. The transcript has 9 exons. Gene Ontology annotation, biological process: regulation of DNA-templated transcription. Gene Ontology annotation, cellular component: cytoplasm; nucleus.
GCCUUGUGGGUUUCUUUGAAAACGAAAAAUAUCCUUUUACUGCAAACGGGAUUUGCAACAGCAUUUAUAUUUUUGUAAAGGAAGGGGAGACAAAGUGGAACAAUCUGACCUGCUUUCCCAGCUGCCGUGAGAGGCUGCGCUGUGGCAGCCUAGACCUGGCCAAGGGACCAUCUCCUCUCUUCUCCACCCCCGCCCUCCCUCCCGCACGCAGCAUAGUUACAACAAAGAACAUACUGUGGGGUGGGGAAGGGGGCAGGAAGGGAUGCAGCAUUAAUCUUCUCCUUUAGGGCUCGAGGCUGGAACAAAAUUCCGUGAGAACAAGAGACGGGAGACGGCAGUAAGAAAGGAUUUGGCCAGAGAGCCCAUCCUGCAUUUGAGGGAAUUAUGUUCCGGUUCAUGAGAGAUGGAGAGCCAGAGGAUCCAAUGUUUAUGAUGGAUCCUCUUGCCAUCCAUCAGCAGCAUGUGAAUCGUGUGCUUUCAGGUGGAUUUGGAUAUAGCCCUUUCCUCAGUAUUGGCAAUGGGACAGUACCUGGAACACGCCAAGUUAGUCGAAGAAUGCAGCCUGGAACUGUUUCGCCCUUUGGGAUGCUAGGAAUGGCAGGUGGCUUUAUGGACAUGUUUGGAAUGAUGAAUGACAUGAUUGGGAACAUGGAGCACAUGACAAGUGGUUCCAAUUGCCAGACAUUUACUUCUUCCACCGUCAUAUCCUACUCAAAUCUGGGUGAGGGCCCUAAAGUGUAUCAGGAGACCUCAGAGACACGUUCUGCACCUGGUGGGAUCCGGGAGACGCGGCGGACGGUUCGAGAUUCCAACAGUGGACUGGAGCAGAUGUCAAUUGGCCACCACAUCAGAGACCGUGCACACAUUAUGCAGCGCUCACGCAACCAUCGCACAGGCGACCAGGAGGAGAGGCAAGACUACAUCAAUCUGGAUGAGAGUGAUGCGGCUGCAUUUGAUGAUGAAUGGAGGAGAGAGACUUCCCGCUAUCGGACACAGAGGGGGCUGGAUUAUCGACGUCAUGAUGGAAAUACUGGCCGAAGAAUUGAGGGGGGUCGUCUUGCUAUUCAGGGACCUGAGGAUUCUCCCAGCAGACAGUCGCGUCGGUACGACUGGUGAAUCCACAGCAGAUUUAAGGGGGGGUGCAGUGCAGUCACCCCCAAAACUACAUUCAUGCUCUUGUAGACAGUGAAACUCUGAUGGUGAAGCCCCUACAAAAACAACACUUGGAUCUUCUGCAAGAUGAAUUCUAGCUUCCUGCCCUCCUAAGAUUUAAAUUGACUAACUCUGCAUAGUUAUAUUUCUUGCAUAGAACAGUUGGCCAAGGAGAAUGCGAGGGACUUUUGUCUAUAAAUGAGUAACAUAUAAAUUACUGUUUUCCUCUAACUCCUUUCUGUCUCCUACACAAGCGCCCCAAUUUUCUAUUUGGAUGCUUUGGGGAGUUUCAGGAGUUUUUGUUCAUCCCCAUACCUCAUUUCUACUUACCCAUCUCAAACAGCAGCCACAUAACGAUUGAUCUGCUAUUAGUGUCAAGUAGUUGGAAAACAACCUUUAGUUGCCUCUGCUCUUGAUCAGCCUGCCUUCCCUGGAACUUGGGGUAUGUAUGAAGUGCAAGAGAUCAAGUAAAGUGUGGACAAACCAAGCAGGUCCAGCCUCUAUUCUCCGGUUGUCAGCUCCCAAUCUUAUAAAAUUUGAUUUUGUGAAACUUGUACCUAAAUGUUUAUUGAGUUGAAUAAAGAAAUGGAACCUGUAAAGUAAAUGAAAUUGCC